Messenger RNA from Pectinophora gossypiella (pink bollworm), 2333 nucleotides. RefSeq lists its product as uncharacterized. The transcript is spliced from 4 exons. The record is from RefSeq and is a predicted model, not a curated record. Lineage: Eukaryota; Metazoa; Arthropoda; Insecta; Lepidoptera; Gelechiidae. The coding region runs from base 1269 to 2333 and encodes 354 amino acids.
UACUUAAAUACCUAUCUCGGAGAUUGUUUUUCUAUAUAAUACCACUCUUCACUUCUUUCCAUAAGCCCAUGGCCUGUGAUUUUAUCUUCGUGACUGCUUUCCCAAAGAUAUUCCACAACUUAUACAGACAUAAUUGUUUCCAACUGUCCGAUUGGAACAUUCUUCAGGAAACUUGUUAUUGUUGCUUACAUCUCUUAGUAUGAGUAUGAGUUAGUAUGACAAAGUCGAUCAGCAUUCACACCUAUAAAUAAAUAACUAUAUAAUAACAGUGUCAUAUAUAAUAACAAUGUCAUUUGAUUGUAUGUUACUUACAUUGCAAUUUAUCAACGAACAUUAUCCACAAACUUUUUAUCAUAUCGGCUCUAUCCAAAACACACAAUGGCUCUGGAAGUUUUUACAGUAGAAUGUCGACGCUCUCGCACGGUGAACUUGUAAGCUACAAAUUCUAACAAAGUAGCACAGGAAAUUAUCAAGAGAACUUCUCGGCAACGAGACCACAGAACGAGACCAUAAGACCAUUUUGUUUAGUUUUUUUUUUUGGUUAUUUUGUACAUAGGACAGGCAAAGGAAACAUAACCCAUACAGCCAAAUACUAUACUAGGUACGUUAAAUUCGUUAAAAACUAUAAACGUAUUUUCAUAUUUUCAAAUCGGUAAGCAAUGGAAUCCACAGGUUACGCAAAUGUGUUAUUAUGUCAUAAUUAUAGCCUCAUCUUUUUUUCUUUUUGGAAAUUUUUGGCCUGGUUACAUAGACCUUUAGGUUUGUGAUACGAAUUAACUCAAAAGUCCGCAUAAAUUUUCGAGUUAUGAAGCGGCUUCUUGGCAUGAAGUGAAAAUAGAUAGUACCACUUUGUUUAUUGAAUGUUUAUUUAUUAUUUAUAUAUUUUUCCGAUAUGAUAACACUUAAGUGAAUGUUUUUCGAUUACGUAACGUUUAUUAAAUAUAAAUAGAUUAUUCAAUGAAGAAAACAACUUUCCCGCCAAAAAACAAUGGAAAAAUUAAUGAAAAUACUCAAUAUUCACUGCUUUUAAUAAAUUGUACUGAAGUAACAAAAAGCAAUUAGAUUUUAUAUUGCUUAUUUAUUAAUUCCAUCGACAUCUAUGCGACCGAGUGAAGUAAAAAGUACCUCAAUAUUUUUCGAUAUUGGCUGUUUGAAUCUGCGUUGCCAGAAUUUCUUUGUCUCAUGGAAAAAAAAGUAAACUCAGUACCCAAACCGUUGGCGCGAAAAAGUGACAAGCGUUUUUUCACUUGUAUUUCAAGAUUCCAAAGAUGAAGCGUUCAAGCGUCGAAAUUCCAUUGUGCUCUACAAUGCGUCGCCGUCGCGUCGACGACGAGCCUGCUGCAACCUGCAUCGGUGCCGGUCUAACACACCAAGGCUCCGAUAUGUAUGAAGGUAAUAAUUCGCAAUGUACGGUUAUCUCAGCAUGCGCUUCAAUUUAUUCAGUGUUCCAUAAUCGCGCAUCUUUCACUACUGCCGAAAUUGAUGAAAUUUUAAGAAUGGGGGAUACACUUUACAUGCAGUUAAAAUAUCUACUUCAGAGGGGUGUCAGUUAUUUUAUGCCAGAUGAAUUACCCAAUGAGCUUCGCGUCGGGGAUAACGUCGCACAUAUAGUUAGUAUGGAGGACAACUGGAUCAUUUCUAAUACGUAUCCUACAACUCCCGCGAAUAAAGACAUAGGUUUAUUAACGUUAAAGAAUAUACUGGACAAUAGAGUGUUUUUUAAUACUAAUGACUAUACUGUCGAUUCGCAAUUCGCUUAUAAUGUGAACAACUCAAAUCACAACGACAGUACCGAUAGCAUAUUGUUUACGGGUCAGGGUUAUACUUUUAGUUUUUGGCGCUUUAAUGGUGAAUAUUAUUUCUUUAACAGCCAUGCAGUUAACAGCAACAACAUUAAUAUAGGAACGGGUAAGCCAGAAGAUGGUCCUUACGUAGCACGUUUAUUUAAAUGUAAUUCAACCGAAGCGCUAGCCAAACUUUUGCUCGCGAAUGAAGUUUACGACGGAUCCGAAUACUCAUUAACCCGAUUAAGAGUAUUAAAUGACGACCUUAUAUGGCAAAACGAAGCGCAGGUUAGUUCCGAAACGUCACAAUCCAUUUUAGUAGAUUUAAUAUCAUCACCAUUACUGAAUGAGAAUCAAACUUUAGAUUCGAUUUUGAUGAACUAUCAAUCAACCCUGGCCCCGCUUAAAACCUCUGUGCAAAAUUUUGAUAUUAGUAAAUUGGAAGUUGAUUCAAAUCCGGUAGAUGUAUAUAACACUACAAGUGAUAUAAAACUGACAAUUUUAAAACCAGUUGUCCUAUUAGAAAGAAUCAGCAGUUCAACAGUAUAG